AUGUCCAACAGUAGCUCCCUCAACGAGUUCCUGCUCCUGGCAUUUGCCGAUACAUGGCAGUUGCAACUCUGGCACUUUGUGCUGUUCCUGGGCAUCUACCUGGCUGCUCUCCUGGGCAACCGCCUCAUCAUCACAGCCAUAGCCUGUGACCACCGUCUCCACAUCCCCAUGUACUUCUUCCUCCUCAAUCUCUCCAUCCUUGACCUUGGUUUCAUCUCCACCACUGUCCCCAAAUCCAUGGCCAAUUCCCUCUGGAACACCAGAGCCAUUUCCUAUUCAGGAUGUGCUGCCCAGAUCUUCUUCUUUAUCAUCUUCAUUUCAGCAGAGUAUUCUCUCCUCACUGUCAUGGCCUAUGAUCGCUAUGUUGCCAUAUGCAGACCCCUGCACUACAGGACCCUCAUGGACAGCAAAGCUUGUGUCAAAAAGGCAGCAGCUGCCUGGGCCAGUGGCUUUCUCUGUGCAGUGCUGCACACUGGAAACACAUUCUCAAUACAAUUCUGCCAAGGCACUGUCCUAGACCAGUUCUUCUGUGAAAUCCCCCAGAUCCUCAAGCUCUCCUCUGCAGACUCCUACCUCAGGGAAGUUGGGGCUCUUGUAGUUGGUGCCUGUUUAUUCUUUGGGUGUUUAGUUUUCAUUGUGCUAACUUACGUGCAGAUCUUCACUGCUGUGCUGAGGAUCCCCUCCGAGCAGGGCUGGCACAAAGCCUUUUCCAUGUGCCUCCCUCACCUGGCCGUGGUCUCUCUCUUUAUCUGCACCUCAUUUUUUGCCUACCUGAAGCCCCCCCAUUUUUCCUCCCCAACUCUGGAUCUAGUGGUGGCUGUUCUGUACUCAGUGGUGCCUCCAACACUGAACCCCCUCAUCUACAGCAUGAGGAACAAGGAGCUCAAGGACGCCCUGAGGAAACUCCUGUGGAACAGGUCCUCUGCUCCUCAGCACCAUCCCCACACUGCCACAGCAGCCAUUUCCUUGCCACAGCCUUCGAUUAGGGGGCUGCAGAUUUCCUGGAGAAUCAUUCACCAAGAGCAGCAAGACUUUCCCCUUUCAGAGCUGUUCUCCUAA
Molecule: messenger RNA, 1059 nt
Organism: Rhea pennata
Lineage: Eukaryota; Metazoa; Chordata; Aves; Rheiformes; Rheidae
Product: olfactory receptor 14A16-like
Exons: 2
Coding region: 1-1059 (352 amino acids)
Biological process (GO): G protein-coupled receptor signaling pathway
Cellular component (GO): membrane
Molecular function (GO): olfactory receptor activity; G protein-coupled receptor activity; odorant binding
Source: RefSeq, a predicted model, not a curated record